Molecule: messenger RNA, 687 nt
Organism: Prorocentrum cordatum
Lineage: Eukaryota; Dinophyceae; Prorocentrales; Prorocentraceae
Source: the annotation of a GenBank genome assembly
AAAUCUGGCAAGGGCACGCUGAGGCUGGCGUUCGACACGCGGGCGGCGAACGAGGGCUUCGAGCCGCCGCCCAAGACCACUUUACCUACGUCUGCAGCUUGGGCCGCUCUAGAGUCGGAGCACCCCGCAGUGGUGGCUCAGGGCGACAUCCAGCGCGCGUUCUACCACGUUGCCGCCAGGCAUGGAGAGGUGCUUCAUGCUUCCGACCAUCUAAUCGACUGCUGGGAGUCCAGGAGGCCGCUGGCCAGCGACUGCAUCCUGCAACCGAUGGUUCGCACGUUUCCCACGGGUUGGAGUUGGUCACUAUUCUUCUGCCAAGGCAUUCUAAGGAGGACCCUCGUCCAGAACGGUUUUAGUGAUGAGUGCCCGAUAGAGGAUGGUCGACCGAGUCCUGCGCUUCUAUCUCGGAGCUGCGCGGCUGCAGCUGGCUACGUCGACAACUUCGCAGUCGCGGGGGGCGACGCAGCCACUGUCGCCGAGAAGCGGGACAUGAUCACUCGCACUUUGGAGGAUUGGGGCUUGCCUGUGCACGCUAUCGAUGAGGCUUCGUCUGUUCCCAUGUUCACGGGUCUCGAGAUCAACGGUCACAUGGGCACCGCGAGGGCGAAGCCGACCAGCAUCUUGCGGCUUCGGCGGGCGAUUCUGGCGGUCUUGCGGCCAGGGGCUGCAUCGCCUCGCAUGCUCGAG